AUGAUGGACAGCCGGAUACUGGAGCCGCCGCACGCCCAGUUCGGAGGUUCCCUCGGCGGCGGCGGCGGAGGGAUGGUGGGCUUCCCGUACCACCUGAGCCACCACCACGUCUACGAGCUAGCGGCCGGCCACCAGCUCCAGUCCUCCUCCGCCGUCCCCUUCUCCAUAGACGGAUUACUCAAUGGGUCGUGCGCUGCGUCCGUGGGCGGCUCCGGUGGGCUCCUGGCGUCUGGCUGCGGGAUGAACGGAGACAAUCAGCCGUACAAACUGACAGACUCGGGGGACCUGGACAAGGAAAGUCCCGGCUGCAAGAGGCGAAGAACACGCACAAAUUUCACCGGCUGGCAGCUGGAGGAGCUGGAGAAGGCGUUUAACGAGAGCCAUUACCCCGACGUGUUCAUGAGGGAGGCUCUGGCCCUCAGACUGGACCUCAUCGAGUCCAGAGUGCAGGUCUGGUUCCAGAACCGCCGAGCCAAGUGGCGGAAGAAGGAGAACACCAAGAAGGGUCCGGGCCGGCCCGCGCACAACGCACACCCGACCACCUGCAGCGGCGAGCCCAUGGACCCGCAGGAGAUCGCCCGGCGAGAAUUGGACCGUCUGGAGAAGAAGAAACGGAAGCAGGAGCGCCGCCUGCUCAAGGCCCAGAACAAGCACCUUCACGGGGAUCUAUUUCACACGCCGGGAUCGGACAGCGACAGCGGCUUGUCUCACGUCACCGACAACGAGCUCGGCACCGGCCCGCGUUUGGACCUCACCAAACCGGUCUGCGAGCCGGCGCCUCACUCGCUGCACACGCCGAGCCAGAACCAAAGACACUUGGACCAGGACGCUUGCGGCUCCGAGCUGGACUCGGCCGACGCCGGUCACCGCUCGAGCCUGUGCUCCGGCACCAACCGAACCUCCGGCUUGCAGAAACUAAACCCGUUCAGCGUGGAAAGCCUCCUGUCGGACUCCAGACCCAGACGCAACUCCGCGGCCUUACCCAGCUCUCGGCCCCUCAUUGGGAAGGGCCACUUUCUGCUCUAUCCCAUCACGCAGCCGCUAGGAUUCAUUGUCCCCCAGACGGCCUUAAAAACAACUUCGAACCCUGACAGCGGUUCCGAGGAUCCGGCGGGGAGGAACCAGGCACCCGGCGUCCAGUGCGGCGCCUCUUCGGGGUGCAGGAGCGUCUCCCCGGGGGCCACGGACAGGGACCGGGCGGGGUCGGGCUCCAGCAGCCCUGGGACUUUGGGCCACGAACCCGGCACACAAUGCGUAAAGGAACAUUUAGAGGAGAGUCCAGUAGAACCACCGCCGAACUCUCACGACAAAACGGAAUAA
Molecule: messenger RNA, 1320 nt
Organism: Phycodurus eques (leafy seadragon)
Lineage: Eukaryota; Metazoa; Chordata; Actinopteri; Syngnathiformes; Syngnathidae
Gene: uncx
Product: UNC homeobox
Exons: 3
Coding region: 1-1320 (439 amino acids)
Biological process (GO): regulation of DNA-templated transcription
Molecular function (GO): sequence-specific double-stranded DNA binding; DNA-binding transcription factor activity, RNA polymerase II-specific
Source: RefSeq, a predicted model, not a curated record